AUGAAUAUCGAUCAUCGAGUUAUAGCUUUAAUUGAUAUGGAUUGUUUUUAUGUGCAAGUUGAACAAAGACUUCAACCUGAAUUUCUUGGUAAACCAUGUGGUGUUUCACAAUAUUAUACUUGGAAAGGAGGUGGUCUUAUUGCUGUUAAUUAUGAAGCUCGAGAUUUUGGUGUUAAACGAGGUAUGCGAGGUGAACAAGCAAAAGAACUUUGUCCAGAUUUUCAUAUAUUUCAUGUUCAAGAAGUUAAUGGAAAAGCUAAUUUAAAUAGAUAUCGAGAUGCAAGUGCUGAUGUAUUUCGUGUAUUAAAUGCAAAUUUUAAACUUGUUGAAAAAGCAAGUAUUGAUGAAGCUUAUAUUGAUUUAACAGAAGAUGUUCAAAAAUUAAAAGAUAAAAAACUUCAAUUAACAAUAAAUGAUUUUUCAACAACACAUUUAGCUGGUUGUACAACUAAAAUUGAAGAUGAACGAAUAGAAAUUUUAAAUAAAUGGUUAAAUGAUUGUCAAUUAGAUGAUGAAAAACGUAAUUAUGAUCUUUUACUUGGUGCUUAUCUUAUUGAGCAAAUUCGAAAAAAAAUAAAAGAUCAAACAGGAUUUUUUUGUUCAGCUGGUAUUGCUCGAAAUAAAAUUUUAGCUAAAUUAUGUUGUGGAUUUAAUAAACCUAAAAAACAAACAAUUUUUACACAAUCAGAUAUCGAUCAUAUAUUUGAUAAAACACCAGUACAAAAAAUUCAAGGUCUAGGUGGUAAAGCAGGUGAACGUGUUGUGGAAUUAUUUCAAGUUGAAUAUAUAGGUCAAUUAAGAAAAUAUUCACUUGAUAUGUUACAAACAUCAAUGGGUGAAAAAGAUGGUUGUUGGUUAUUUAAUUUAAUUCGUGGUAUUGAAACAACACCUGUUAAUAAUAGAAAUUUAUAUAAAUCAAUAUCUGCAAGUAAAAAUUUUCCAGGAAAAACAUGUUUAGAUACUAUUGAUAAAAUUCGUACUUGGUGUCAUCAUUUAGCUGAAGAUGUUUUUAAUCGUUUAGAAAAAGAUCGUGCAGAAAAUAAACGUCGUGCUAAACUUUUAACAGUAAUAUGUACAUUAGCUACAAAUGAAACAAUAACUCGUUCAUGUCCUAUAAAUGAAUAUUCUAUUGAUAGAUUUGCUAAUGAUACUUUACGAAUAUUAAAACAAUAUAAUAAAAAUUCUUUAACAUCAAAUAUUUUUACACCAGUUAUUCAUCAUAUUGGUAUAAGUGCUGGAAAAUUUCUUGAUAAUAUUAAUACAAAAUCUAUAGCUGAUUUAUUUUCAAAACAAACAACUAAAAUUGAAACAAUAAUAUCAACUGAAAAUAUAAUCAAUUGUCAAGAAGAAGAAGAAGAAGAAGACGAUAACGAAGAAGAUAAUAAUACUGAAGAAAACAUUCUAGAAAAACCAACAUUACCAAUUCAAGGUGAUUUUUUUCGAAAAUUUCAAAAAUCUGAUGAACAAACGAAAAUUCAAUUAAAAUCUGAAAAUAAAACAACAACAUCAUCAUCAUCAAUUACAUCAUUUUUUUCUCGUUAUACAUCAAAUGAAAAUAUUCUAAAUUGUUCACCGAAUAAAAUCGAUGAUCAUUAUAUAACUUGUUCAAAAUGUCAUAAAUCUAUUUUAAUAUGGAAUAUGCCUGAACAUGAAGAUUUUCAUUAUGCACAUGAAUUACAAAUAGAAGAAAAUAAAACAAAUUCAAUAAUAAAAUCAUCAAAAACAAUUAAACGUAAAAAUACUAAUCAAACACUUGAUUCAUUUAUAAACAAAAAAUCGAAAAUUUAA
Messenger RNA from Rotaria sordida, 1788 nucleotides. Lineage: Eukaryota; Metazoa; Rotifera; Eurotatoria; Philodinida; Philodinidae. The record is from the annotation of a GenBank genome assembly.